Messenger RNA from Hyla sarda, 2178 nucleotides. RefSeq names its product autophagy related 4C cysteine peptidase (gene ATG4C). Bases 331 to 1683 code for a protein of 450 amino acids. The transcript is spliced from 12 exons. Gene Ontology annotation, molecular function: protein-phosphatidylethanolamide deconjugating activity. The record is from RefSeq and is a predicted model, not a curated record. Lineage: Eukaryota; Metazoa; Chordata; Amphibia; Anura; Hylidae.
GCCGAAUAUGUCGCACUGCGGCUCAGUCAAUCACCGGCAGAGCCAAGACAUUAGCUGAGCCGAGGUGUGACGGAUCAACCACCGGCAACGAGGGAGAGGAACGGAGCGGGAUACCUGAGGCACCGGGGGAGCGGCGGCAGCGCCCCCAGUGGCCUAUAAAUACACUGCAGCGCGCCGCCCUCCUCCUCUCGGAAGUGCUGUGGUGACGGCCGUGGACUGACAACAUCCGGCCGGUGGAGGGAGAAGCCUCCGUUGUGCUCACCCCGCGGACCCUGCACGGCACACGACUCCGGGCCGCACGCGGUAUGGGUUCAUUCUCACGGGGUGAAUAUGGAAGCCAGCGGCGCCGAAAACAACGUGAAGUCUAUGAUUUUAUCUGCCUGGCAUAAUGUCAAAUACAGCUGGGUACUCAGGACGAAAACCUAUUUUAAAAGAAACUCCCCGGUCUUCUUGCUCGGCAAAUGCUACCACUUCAAAUUCGAAGAGUCUGAAUCUUCUCCCAAUGGCUCUGAUUCUGAGUCGGUGACUGACGAGGAUGCAUUUGGCUCUGUAGAGGAUUUCCGGAAGGACUUUAUCUCCAGGAUAUGGCUGACAUACAGGGAAGAGUUCUCUACGCUGGAGGGGUCUACCUUGACCACAGACUGCGGCUGGGGCUGCACCCUGAGGACAGGGCAGAUGUUACUGGCGCAGGGUCUCCUGGUUCAUUUCAUAGGCAGAGACUGGUUAUGGCCAAAAGCGCUGGACCUCUACCGUCCGGAAGCAGAAUUCUGGUUACAGAACAGCGCUAGAAAGCUUGCGCCCAUUGAGGCGUCCUAUGAUGGCACCAGCCACCACGGUACAACAAAAUCCAGCAGCAAAUCUCAAUCAGCCAAGGAAAACGAAGACCAAAACCAAACUGCGUUUUAUCACCGGAAAAUAAUUUCCUGGUUCUCUGAUCACCCGUCUGCCGACUUCGGGAUUCAUCAGUUGAUUAAGCUUGGGAAAAAUUUGGGCAAAGCUGCUGGAGACUGGUACGGUCCGGCAGUCGUCUCUCACCUCCUGAGGAAAGCGAAGGAGGAGUCCACUGAGCCAGAGCUGCAGGAGAUCUCCAUAUACGUUGCUCAGGACUGCACAAUUUACCGCGAUGACGUUUAUGACCAGAAGAAUAACUCUGACUGUGAUAAAUCCGUUCUUAUUCUGGUUCCUGUCAGACUUGGUGGUGAAAGGACCAAUGCGGAAUACUUUGACUUUGUGAAGGGGAUUCUUAGCCUCGAAUAUUGUGUUGGGAUUAUUGGUGGUCGACCAAAACAGUCCUAUUACUUUGUAGGAUUUCAAGAUGACAGCUUGAUAUACAUGGAUCCUCAUUACUGCCAAUCUUUUGUAGAUGUCAGCAUAAAGGAUUUCCCUCUCGAGUCAUUCCACUGUCCGUCCCCUAAGAAAAUGCCAUUCAAGAAGAUGGACCCAAGCUGCACAAUUGGAUUUUAUUGCAAAAACGCAAAGGACUUUGAGAAGGUGGUAGAUGAGCUCACAAAGGUACUAAAAUCUUCCAGCAAGCAGAACUAUCCUUUAUUUACCUUUGUGAGCGGCCAUGCUCAGGACUUUGAUUUUGUCUGCACGCCGGUCUACGAGCAGGAUGACCUUUUCACGGAGGAGGAAAAGAACAGAUUAAAAGGCUUUAACACCGAGGAGUUUGUCUUGCUGUGACUUUAAUUUUAUUUUUAAUUUUUUUUUUCUCCUGUCCUCUACCUGGAAAUUGUCCACAUUGGGUCCAUCGCGCCGAAACACUAGAUCCUUGACAUGUGUUUUUUUUUUUUUUUCUUUUUUAAAUCCAAUUUUUUUAAAUUAAAAUUUCAUUGACCUUUUUAGCUUUUUCGAGGGGUCUCCCCUCUUUUUAAAAUUUUUAUUUUUUAUUUUAUUUUUUUAAUGGUUUUGUUGUAACGUAGAUACACAAAUGACUUUCUGUACGUGACCCCGCCCACCAGGUUGGCAACGUCGCUGAUUUUGUAAGAUACUGGUUAAUACUCGCCGCGUACAUCAAAUUCUACAUUUUGAGGCCGCCCUGGAAUGAUGAACUAAUCUGCUAUAGAUGCUGAUCAGGGACCAGUUUUGUUUAUCUGGGAAAAUUGCACAAAAAGUUAAAGGGGUACUCCGGUGAAAACUUUUUUUAUAAUUUUUUUUUUUUUUUUUUUUUAAUCAACU